This is a messenger RNA of Drosophila subpulchrella, 6475 nucleotides long. It is a transcript of the gene msn, whose product is annotated as serine/threonine-protein kinase mig-15. The coding region runs from base 203 to 4846 and encodes 1547 amino acids. Gene Ontology annotation, biological process: protein phosphorylation. The record is from RefSeq and is a predicted model, not a curated record. NCBI's taxonomy places the organism in Eukaryota, Metazoa, Arthropoda, Insecta, Diptera, Drosophilidae. The transcript has 19 exons. Gene Ontology annotation, molecular function: ATP binding; MAP kinase kinase kinase kinase activity.
UCAUCGCAAUCGUAAUCGUCAUCGUCAUUCGUUCGGAUUGGAAGUGCGGGUGUUUUGGCGUCGCGUAAAAGACAAAACAGUUGUGAUUUUCUGUCUGCCGACGUGCGAUGCAAAAGCGAUAGGCCGCCCAUCGCUGUGCGUGAAGAAAGCAGCAGCAGCAAUUCUCCAGAUCCAGAAGAACAACAAAAAAUAGCAAAUCAAAAUGGCGCACCAGCAGCAACAACAACUGGCUCCAUCGGUCAACUGUUCACUGGACGAUAUCGAUCUGACGGCCCUAAAAGAUCCCGCUGGCAUCUUUGAACUCAUCGAAGUUGUGGGCAAUGGCACCUACGGUCAGGUCUACAAGGGCCGUCACACGAAGACUGGUCAAUUGGCUGCCAUAAAGGUGAUGGACGUCACCGAAGACGAAGAGGAGGAGAUCAAGCUGGAGAUCAAUGUGCUAAAGAAAUACUCGAAUCACCGCAACAUCGCCACCUACUACGGAGCCUUUAUCAAGAAGUCGCCACCGGGGAAGGACGAUCAGCUCUGGCUGGUGAUGGAGUACUGCGGUGCCGGAUCGGUCACGGAUCUGGUGAAGUCCACCAAGGGUCAGAGCCUGAAGGAGGAGUGGAUCGCGUACAUAUGCCGCGAAAUUCUGCGGGGCCUGAGCUACCUGCACUCGAACAAAGUCAUCCAUCGCGACAUCAAGGGGCAGAAUGUGCUGCUCACAGACAACGCCGAGGUGAAGCUGGUGGACUUUGGUGUGUCCGCCCAGCUGGAUCGCACGAUAGGCCGGCGCAACACAUUCAUCGGUACUCCCUACUGGAUGGCCCCCGAGGUCAUUGCCUGCGACGAGAAUCCCGACGCCACGUACGACAAUCGUUCCGAUCUGUGGUCCCUGGGCAUCACCGCUCUGGAGAUGGCUGAGUCACAGCCCCCGCUCUGCGAUCUGCAUCCGAUGCGGGCCCUCUUCCUGAUUCCGCGCAACUCGCCACCCAGGCUCAAAUCGAAGAAGUGGUCCAAGAAGUUCCACGGCUUUAUUGACACGGUGCUAGUUAAGGACUAUCACCAGCGGCCUUACACCGAGAACCUGCUGAAGCACGCCUUCAUCAAGGACCAGCCCACAGAUCGCCAGGUGCGCAUCCAGCUGAAGGAUCACAUCGAUCGCUGCAAGAAGCGCAAGCAGGAAAAGGAGCGCGAGGACUAUCGCUACUCGGGCUCCGACAACGACGACGACGAGCCGCAGCUGGCCGGUGAGCACAGCUCCAUUGUCCAGGCACCGGGUGGCGAUACGUUGCGCCGCAACUUCCAGCAGAUCCAGGAGGGUCGCCUGGCCGCCGAGCAGCAGCAGCAGCAGCAUCACCUGAUGGCCCAGGCACAGGCUCAGGCGGCGGCCGCUCAUGCCGCUGCCCAGGCUCAGGCGCAACUCCAGCAGCAGCAACAGCAGGCGGCGGCAGCAGCAGCGGCAGCCCAUGCAGCCCAACAGGCUCAACAGGCCGCCCAGCAGCAGGCGCAGGCCCAGCAGCCACAGGCCAAUCGCCAGCCGAAACCGCCAUCGCGCCAGCAAGUUGAGGAGCCGGGUCCGCCGGCAAGACCGCCACAGCGCCUGAUCGUGGUGCCGGAUCCGCCGCACGCCAAUCGGCCAUUGCCACCGACCCCCAAGUGCGGCGAGCCGGCGGGACAGACGCCGCAGCAGCAGCAGCGCAAUUCGCAGAAUAACUUCAAGCCAUCGUUACCACCAAGGAGACCUGAGGAUCAUUUGGAUGUGUUAGCAGCACAAUUAAGUGAAUUGGGCGUGGUCUUCUCCCAACAGCCACAGCCGCAGACAGCCGCCGGUGGCCAGGGAUCCCAGCAGCAGGCCCAGCCGGAGGCGCCUCCUCGCAACAAUCGUCAGUCGAGCGGUCUGUCCUCCUCCGGGGGAUCGGCAUCUGGAGGCGGUUCGUCCAAACCGGCCGCCGCACUGCCACAGCAGUCGAACAAUCAUCUGGGACAGCCGGUGAAUCCGCUGGAUCCGUUGGACAGCAGCGAUUCGGACAGCGAGCCGGAUGAGCCCAACGAUCGGGCCAGGAACGAUGGAACCCUACUGGCCAGCGAUCCGCCCAAACCGCUACCCGAAUUUUCAUAUAGGCCCGGUUUGGGACCCGUCUCCGAGGACGCCAAUACGACAAAUCCCCUGAGUCAUGGCAGCGGUGGGCCGCCCAACCGCCCACUGCCACCCACGCCCGAUGACGACGAUCAGGCCGGAGAUCGAACUUUGAUCAUGAAGCGCAAACUAGAGCAGAACAUAAACCGCCUGCAAAAGUCCGCCUCCACAUCGCAGGCGAAUGUGACUCCGUCGCGUCGCGGUGAUGAAUCCAAUUUGCUGAGGGACUGGGACUUCGAUCGCUUCUUUCCCAAGAACGGAAGCCCUGGUCCAAGGGGCAGUGGACGUGGCAGUCCCACCACCACUGCCAGCCUGAGCCGAAGCUCCCAGCUGAGUACGCUGAAGGUGGAGACGAAGCUGCAGAGGGCCAGUGUGGCGGAGGCCAUCACGAGACCCGUUCCCAGGGGUUAUCAGCCGCUGAAGGCGGCGGAACCAAGUGCCAGCCAAAGUAUUGCCAAAGAACAAGGAUCAGGAUCAGGAUCGGGAUCGGGAAGCGGAAGCGGAAGUGGCGGCUCCAAUACCACGGCGCAUAAGCGCCAGGAUUCGGAUUCCCGACUGCCGAUGAAUUUUGUGCGUGGCUUUCGACGCGAGAGCUCGGAUUUCUUCCCCCUGACCAAGCGACACUCGGCGGUGCUGAGUGGUUCUGCUGGUUCUGGAACCACGGCGGGAUCGGGAUCGGGAUCGGCGGCGCCCUCCACGCAGGCCCAUCAGCUCCAGAGAUCGAGUGCCGUGUACCAAAGGAACAGCAUUUACAACAGCAGCAUCAGCAGCAAGAGCAAGGAGAAUGCCCAACCAGGAGCAACGGCAGCAGCCUCCACAGGAACUGGUAAACCAGGAGCCAGUGCUGCCACAACUACUACUACUGCUGCCACUACUACUACUGCCACCAAGGGAGCUGCUCCGAAACCCUCCAAAUCCCUGGGCAACUUUAAUUUCCUGCGACUGCGUCGCGAAAAGACUGAAUCCGUCAUUGUGCUGCAAAAUGCUGCCGUUCGCGCCCAAAGGCAGCAGCAACUGCAACAGCAGCAGCAACUGCAACAGCAGCAGCAGCAGCAACUGCAGCAGCAACAGCAACUGCAGCAGCAACAGCAGCAGCAGAAUCGAGGAGGCGGCGGCGGAGGAGGCGGUGGCAGCAGCGGCGUGGGCGCCGAUGGCACUGGAUUGGGAACUCCUGGGACAAGGACCAGCAGCGUCCUGCCGGAUCUACUCAGCCAGGCGUCGCCGGCAACGCCACCACGCCAUGAUAAAUCAUCCAGUGAGGAGUAUCAGGCGGCCAUUAGCUCAUCCGUGCAUUCCACGCCAUCGAAAUCGUUUAUCGCUAGCAGCGGAAGCGGCGGCGGCGGUCUCGGUUUGGGGGGCGGUAGCGUUGUGGGCGGCGUGAUUACUAGCAGCAAUCAUUCGCCACAAUCGACUAUAUCGCUCGCCUCCUCGUCCUCGAAUUCGCGCCAGAAUUCGCCCAAGAAUUCGAUCAGCAAGACGCGCUCCUCCAGCAGUAUUACUAAUCUCUUGCACAAAUCUGCUUCUUCCUCCUCUGCGAACCUGCACCACCUGACGCCCUGCUCCUCGACGUCCUCGGCCUCGAUCUCCAAUCCGCUGCCCCCGCACGCCUACGCCCUGCAACAGAAGCAGCGCAGUUUCCUGACCUUUGGCUUCGGGGCCGGCGGCUCUGGUCCUUCGCGCCGGGAGUCGCAUGUCAAUGUCAACGUAACGCCCACCUCCCACGAGGCGGCCAACGAUACGCCCGAAAUCCGUAAGUAUAAGAAGCGCUUCAACUCGGAGAUCCUGUGCGCGGCGCUUUGGGGCGUCAACCUGCUGAUCGGAACGGAGAAUGGUUUGAUGCUGCUGGACCGAUCCGGUCAGGGCAAGGUCUACCAGCUCAUCUCGCGACGCCGUUUCCAACAAAUGGAGGUGCUAGAGGGUCAGAAUAUAUUGGUCACCAUAUCUGGAAAGAAAAACCGAGUGCGUGUCUACUACUUGUCCUGGCUCAAGUCGAAGAUCUUGCGCACCGAUGGACUCUCCGAUCAAGUGGAGCGUCGCAACGGUUGGAUUAACGUGGGUGAUCUACAAGGUGCUGUACAUUUUAAGAUUGUCAAAUACGAGAGGAUUAAGUUCCUAGUGAUUGCAUUAAAAGACUCUAUUGAAAUUUAUGCAUGGGCUCCCAAACCAUAUCACAAAUUUAUGGCAUUUAAGAAUUUUGGUGAAUUGGAACAUCGCCCGCUUUUGGUCGAUCUCACCAUUGAGGAUCAGUCGAGACUGAAGGUGAUCUAUGGCUCCGCCGAGGGUUUCCAUGCGGUUGAUUUAGAUUCAGCUGAAGUAUACGAUAUCUAUCUUCCCAAGCAUACUCAGGGUGCAAUCAUUCCGCAUUGUAUUGUGGCGCUUCCGAACUCGAAUGGCAUGCAACUGCUGCUGUGCUACGACAAUGAGGGCGUCUAUGUGAACACUGUGGGCCGGGUUUCCAAGAACAUUGUGCUGCAGUGGGGCGAGAUGCCCACCUCGGUGGCCUACAUUGGCACUGGACAAAUCAUGGGCUGGGGCAACAAAGCAAUAGAGAUACGUUCCGUUGAGAGCGGCCAUUUGGAUGGUGUGUUCAUGCACAAAAAGGCGCAGCGCUUGAAAUUCCUUUGCGAGCGCAACGACAAAGUAUUCUUCAGCAGUGCCAAAGGUGCUUCAUCGUGUCAAAUCUACUUUAUGACGCUCAACAAACCGGGCAUGGCCAAUUGGUAAACCAAUCCAAUCGACGUUAGAUGAUCGAUGAUCUUGGCAGGCAGCCUUCGAUCGACGCCCCAGCGAUCGAUUUGCUCAACCGGCAACAAAACAAAACAAAACAAAACAACCCCAUAAACAUUUUCUUCUUAUUUUACCACACAAGCAAAACGAAAAGAAAGUAUCUAAAGCGAACACAUAAAAGAUAAUUAGCUGAUUUAAGUGAAGAGUGCAUAACGUUUAAGUGAGAUAUCCUAAAACAGAUACACCAACAACAACAAAAACACACCUACAAACAACCCGAGAUCAUGAAAAUGUGCUUAUGAAAUUCACCACGACAACGUUUCAAUUAGUAAAUGUGCUAAGAAAACUCGAUCAACACGAGCCCUAUAUAUAUAUAUAAAAAAAUAAUCUACUUAAUAUUUAGAGACGAACAUUUCAAGCUCACUCGUCGAGGUUUUUUGUCAGAUCUGGUCAGAAAACGAAAGCAACCGCAAUUAAAGCAAUUCGUAUCCUCCAUCCUUUCGAUGUAUAUGUAUAUUGACGUUACAUAACUGAACGAACACACCCAGCACACACACACACGAUUCAGAUUCAGAUUCAUUUCAAAUGUCGUUUCACGAUUGUGUUUGAUUUCGCUUACAAGUUAAACUUAAGUUGAAAACCAGCAGCGCAGCAGAGAAAGCCACAAAAUAUAUGCGAGUAUAUCGAAUUUUCUACACAAAGCAGAAAAUAUAGAAGAAAAUAAUAUAUGCAGUUAGUUUUUGUUCUUGAUAUUAUCAAAUAGAAUUUAUUUGUGCGUUUCCGAUGAUGAAAACAUGUUAGGUGGAGAGAGCAAAGGGUACAUUUAUACAUAAAUUAUUGUCUGCGCGCUAAUUUUAUGGAAAUGAAUAUGGAAAUCGAAGCGAAGCAAAGCAAACAAAAACCCACAUAAAACGCCAUUGUAAAAACUAAGUGAUAAACGAGUAAAUAAUUGAUAAAUGUAAAAUAAAGCCGAAAGCAACACAAACCCAAGCAAGCUUGCAACAAUUGAGGAUAUCUAAUGGAAAUAAAUAAAAAAAACGCACCAUGACGUUUGCGAGGAGAGCUACCUUAAUAACGAAAUUGGAGGGAAUUACAAACGAGAACCUAGUUAAGCUGCAUUUUUUACUGAACUUUUAUACAGAGCCAGGAGAAUGAUGAGAUAAAAAAAGAAAAAAAACAAACGUAUGAACGAAUCGAGGAGGGAAAUUAAACCAAAAUUCUAUAAAUCGUAGCAUGUUAAAAUUGAUAACCAUUUACGAACCAUCUCCGCUUGUUGUACUGUGUGCAUUUUCUUUGUGUUUUUACUAGCUUCAAUAUCAAAAGUGGUCAUGUUGCAAUAUCUCUAUAUCGAGUGCAUAUAGAACCCAUCCCCAACUGGCGCACACUGAGAACAUCCCCCAUGGAACACUAAUUCUGCCUUAUUUUGUGUUGUUUGCGUGAUUUCGUCCCACUCCUCUUCCACACACCACCACACCCUCCACACGAUAUAAAAAGAAAGUCUCAUUAAGAAGUAUAUUUAAAAUAUUGUUUGUUUUUGUGUUAUAAAAUGAUUGUACGCCCCCGUAUUUAAUAAUGUUCAUCGAAGCAAAAUGGAAAAGAAAAGUGCACUAAAAUGCACAUCUAAAA